Aspergillus ruber CBS 135680 is the source of this 3697-nucleotide messenger RNA. Its product is annotated as DUF747-domain-containing protein. Gene Ontology annotation, cellular component: endoplasmic reticulum membrane. The transcript has a single exon. The record is from RefSeq and is a predicted model, not a curated record. Gene Ontology annotation, biological process: maintenance of protein localization in endoplasmic reticulum. The coding region runs from base 148 to 3486 and encodes 1112 amino acids. NCBI's taxonomy places the organism in Eukaryota, Fungi, Ascomycota, Eurotiomycetes, Eurotiales, Aspergillaceae.
CCGAUCCAGACCGCACCAACGCCAACCAAAACCAACAUCUCCAAAACCUCCUACAACUCAGCCACAGUCAACAUUGGCAAUGAUCCCUCCUCAAAGCCGAUAGAAAUAACCACCUAAUGUGCGCCAUUCAUUCACUUCCCUUCCUAAAUGGCCGUCCCUACGCCCCUGUUUCCGCCGCCGCCAGCUUCAGCCUCCGAUCCCGCUUCGAUUCCAGCCACAACACCAGUACAUGACCAUUCGUCUGGGAAUCAUGAAUAUGAGAACUACACUGGAAGCCAUAGCAGCGGAAACAACAGCGAUGAAAAUGUUCCGCACGGGUUGAGUAACGGAGUUCAUGUAGAUAUGACGGAAUCUUUGAACAAAUCUACAACCACGGAAAUGAACACGCGACGGGACGGUUCAACGCCUUCAAUACCGGAAAUCCCUCCUUCAGCGCGAGCAGAUAAAAUGGAAGCUAUCGCUGAGGAUCCUGUGUCUACAACUGCAGUGGAGGACAAAGACGAACAAGGACAGCAAACAGGAUCGGAAUUGCGCGCCAAGCGGUCUCGUGCGCGAUCGACGACGAGUUUACUGGACGGUCCUUCGAUUUUUCAGCCGCAUACCGUGAACCGGGACACCAGUAGGAUGGGUCGCAGCAGCAGUAACGGGAAUUUGGACAUUCCGUUGUCUCCUAAGGGUACGAUGAAAGCGACAGAGAACGCUCAUGUCCGUCGUGGAUCAUCGGGGGAGGACAUUGAAGGGCCCGGGGCGGUUACACCGCAACGAAACCAAGACAAGGACAAAGAAAGAGAAAGAAUACUGAAGCUAUCGCCGUCGAGGAUCCACGAGCUCACGUCGUCACCGCAGUCAAUUCCGCUUCGCCCAGUUCCCGAGGCUUCGCCGGAGUAUGGUCGACGGGUUAUGUCUGAUAACACGUACACGACGGUUUCGCGGUCGGUGCCCGGCGAUGGGAUGGCGCCGCCGCAGCUACAGCUUCCGGCUGAUUUGAGGAUAUCGACGGAUAUUGCUAAGAUUCGGGGUAGUAAGGAUCUUCAUCUAGAUGAAUUGCCGGAAGCGUUGAGUCCGGGAACGAGGCCGGUGUCUUCUUCGUCGCGCAACGGGCGGCCACAUGUGCCAAGGACGGUUUCUACUCCGUUAGCAUCGUCGUCGCAGCGACAGAAGCCCGCUUCUUCGAAUAAUGAACGUCUGGCGCAGACCUGGUCGUCACGCCCCAGACAGGAUCGACCGUCUAUAACUCGCAUGGAACAACCUGAACCCAAACAUCACCAUAAUCAUAAUAAUCACGGCCUCGCGCCACCACCUCAGCUAGCGGAGCCGGCUCUCCCAUCUCCUAUGCCUCAAUCUAUACCCCUUCCGCCUGUGUCGAUACCUACAUAUUUGCAACUAGAGCUUGCAUCUGGCCGGCCGUCACCACUGUACAUUCAUCAUUCCGCUACGUCCGACUUUCCAUACGAGUCUGCGCGGGUGAAACUCGAACGAUUGGUCAAUUUUCUAAUGCUCCCUCCGGCAGUGGAGCAGGUGCUCUGGUUUGGGCUUCUGGCAUGUCUUGAUUCAUGGCUUUAUUCAUUUACGAUACUCCCUCUGCGUUUUGUCAAAGCAUUAUACAUUCUACUGGAAUCAUGGGUUCUGAAUCUCGGCGUUGAAUUCCGGUAUAUCUCAGGGUUUGUUUAUAAUGGUGUUGGUCGGGUAUGGCGGCGGAGGAACAGGGCUGCUUCUAUUUCUGCUAGCUCUGAACCACAGCGCAGUCCGGAGCUCGAUGGGAGAUUCCGAACAAAACAAGAACAGGCUAUUGAGCGAGAGUCGCGCCCUAAAGCACCGACGGAGCCGCGACGGCGGCAUCGGACUGAGACGCAUCGGCAUCAUCGCCGACAGAAGUCCAUUCCAUCUGCGCUACUCCCGGAUGAUAAGGCAGAUAUUUUGAAAGGAUUGCUUAUGAUUGUGACGUGUUGGGUGCUUAUGCGGUUCGAUGCGAGUCGGAUGUACCAUUGGAUCCGUGGGCAGGCGGCGAUCAAGCUUUACGUGAUCUACAACGUCCUCGAAGUUAGUGAUCGGUUGCUUGGUGCUAUAGGUCAGGAUGUGCUAGAGUGUUUGUUCUCGAGGGAGGCACUGGAGCGCAGGCCAGAUGGACGGAGUAAGGUGUUUCGUCCGUUUGGGCUGUUUCUGCUCGCGCUGGCGUACACGGUGAUUCAUGCGACUGCGCUGUUCUACCAGGUCAUGACGCUGAACGUUGCGGUGAACUCGUACUCCAAUGCGUUGAUCACGCUACUACUAUCCAACCAAUUCGUGGAGAUCAAAUCGACUGUGUUCAAGAAAUUCGAGAAAGAGAACCUCUUCCAACUCACCUGCGCCGACGUGGUCGAGCGCUUCCAACUCUGGCUGAUGCUCACGAUCAUCGCCUCCCGCAACAUCGUCGAAACAGGUGCUUUCAACUUUGUCGGCAGCCUAGGCUCAACUUGGAGUAUCAGUGGCAACUCCUCAACAAGCACAAACAGCACCCCUCUCUCAACGCCACCCCGGACAGCAUCUUCCAUUCUCCCGCAGUCUUUCACCAUUCUGCCUUCAUCUCUAAUUGCAUCUUUCAGCCAAGUAAACACUUUCCUCCCGAGUCUCCUACAGGUUCUCGGCCCAUUCCUCGUCGUCCUAGGCUCAGAAAUGCUAGUCGACUGGCUCAAACACGCCUACAUCAACAAAUUCAACAAUGUCCGACCAAAUAUCUACGGCCGCUUCCUCGACAUCCUAACAAAGGAUUACUAUACAAACGCCUUCGGCGACCAGAACCUCACCCGCAGACUCGGCCUCCCCGUCAUCCCACUAUCCUGUCUCUUCUUCCGCGUCUCGGUCCAAACAUACAAAAUGUUCCUCGCCGCAUCACUACCACAACAACCCUCCUCAACAAUGCAAGCGACUUCUCUCUCUUCGAUACAUAAUCACUAUGCACCGGCACCAAUUCAAUCAGCACCACCACUUACGCUGAAAACAAUUGUCCCGUCCUCCAUGGCACAUAUAAGUAAUAUCUUCCGCAGCGUACUAGCAAACGCAAUGCCCACACCCGCGCAAUCAGUCUACAUAUUCACCGUCAUCCUGUUAAUCACCGUCUUCCUCGUCCUCCUCAUCUUCAAACUCCUCUUGGGAAUGGGUCUCCUCGCGUACUCCCGCAGACGGUAUCAGGGCAUGAAACUUGCUGAAUACGAGCGUAACCACCCCCACGCUCACUCUAGCCCUCAUAACGGCAUCCAGCCCCCGUCAAUCACCACCGACCCCGUGUCUCAGAAAGGCCGCGGCUACGCAGUCGAAGGAAGUAAACGCAUCGGCGGCUGGGGUGUCGUCGAAGUCGGCGAAGAUAGACGCCGUUGGGUAUAUGCUGAUGAUCCCGAGGGGUUGAGGAGAGUGCGCGCGUAUGAAGAGAAGGAGGUGAAGAAGGGUAGUGAGGAGGGGAGUUUCGAUCAUGUGCAGAGGUAUGAGAUGGUUGCCAAAAGGAUUUGGUGAUGGUUUUUUCCAGCCAUGUGAUUCUUGACAGACGUGUGUUGAAUGCUUGUGAUACCAUGAUUGUAGCAUAUGUAACUGCAUAUAUUGUUAUUUGUUAGCAUUAAUAGUAGGUAUUAGUACAUAAGCAGACUGAAAUAGAAUAGCUUAGUGGGUCAGCUGAACUCCGCCCUACAUGGAUACCCCGUGUUAUAGUAAAAAAGAAAUUUGGAAC